AUGUUUUGUUCUAUGCUCAUGAUUGCCGCGACACUUACUGUGGCCACCAUUUCCAAUGGCGCACAAUUUAUCUACAGUCUGCUCUAUCUCAUGCUCAUCUAUAAUAUCACCCUCAUCUCCCAAGAGUAUGAUUGGGGAAAACUCGAAUACUGCCGCCAACGUCUCCGCUCCACACUCGUCUCUGGAUCCUCCUUCAACCAAGACUACCUUCUCCAACUACCCAAAAAAAUUCUCUUUCCCACAAUGAUGUACUCCGUCCUCACCCACUGGAUGCUUGGUGAAGCUUUACAAACGCAAGAAGCCAUCUGGCUCGAGCCCGGUCGCCGCAUCGAACACUCGAAAUACAUCAUUACAUAUGCUGCAUAUCCGUUAUGGGUCGCCACAUUUCUAAUUUUACUAAUGACGGGUGUGUGCUGGUGGGCAUUCACGUACAAAAGAGAAGGAUUCAUCCCGCAGAUGUUUGGCAGUAUCAGAGUAUUAAUGGCGAGUACAACGCAGCUUGAUGGUUUCCCGGACAAUGGGGUGCAGUGGGGCGAUUUGGGCGAGGGAAAGAAAUUCAGACAUGCGGGGCUGAGUGCGGAGGAGGUGUUGAAGAUUGUGCCGAAUGAGUUGUAUGCUGGCUUGGGAGAUGAUGAGGGUAAGGACAAAGUACAACUGUCUGAGAGCGGAGAGUAA
Parastagonospora nodorum SN15 is the source of this 675-nucleotide messenger RNA. RefSeq lists its product as hypothetical. Bases 1 to 675 code for a protein of 224 amino acids. The record is from RefSeq and is a predicted model, not a curated record. The transcript is spliced from 2 exons. NCBI's taxonomy places the organism in Eukaryota, Fungi, Ascomycota, Dothideomycetes, Pleosporales, Phaeosphaeriaceae.